AUGUUAAUAAAAACAACCCACAGGAAUCGCAAAGCCAUGAACAAAGUCGAGAAGGAGAAAACAGAAAUUCACAAUACAAGCGAAAUUCUAAAGUCAAGAAAUAAACCCUUGUAUUUAUUCUGCGACUCGCUGGAAAAUAAAUUCUUCUUGAUUAACCUUUGCACUGCACCGAAAAAGAAAGAAGAAUCACAUCUAAAGGAUUAUCUUAUCUUGGAAAAAUACAAUUGGUUUUUCGGAUCAAAUCGAUCGGAUCAGACAAUAAUUAUUUCCACGAUCGGUAGUAAAUCAACCGUCAUAGAACUGGAAGCUGGCAGACAACUCUUACGAAUUUAUCGCCGUUCGGAAUCUAGUCUGAUGAUCAUUUCUUCUGAUACGGAUUUUCAUCUCGGAAAUCGAGCGACUGUGCAACAACUGAUGACCGCAGAAUCCGAUAGAAUAGAAUGGACAUCGAAGAUAAUCAAGGAUAGUCUCUGUGAAGCUUUUCGAGCGUUCGGAACAAAUAAUUAUCCAGUAAUGUUGAAAAAUUACUAUCGGAGUUACAUGCUCGAUUCACAACACAUUCUUUUGAGAGAAGAUAAAAAUUUUACUUCGCUGAUACACCAGUUCUUUGUAGAAGAACAGGUCCGAUUAAUCAGGAAAAUCGUUCCCGAUAGCGAUCUCGAAAAUAUCCUUCGAUCUUUGAGGAUAUUUUUUCUGAAUCCAGAUAUCAGACUGAAAUACUAUGACUUGACAAAAAGUCAGAGAACACUUCAAGAUCUUGAGGCCAUGAAACCAUCAUACAAUCAUAUCUCUGAUUGCAAUAAAGCAGCCACGAUAGUUCAGUCCUUCUUCAAGAUGGCUCUUGUAAAAGGAUACAAACAACUUCAUAAUCCUGAUCAUGCUCUACAUAUGCAAGUUCGCAAGGAACUUUUAAAGAUAUCUGAUUUAUUUGAUUCAUCUAUCGUAAGUCAGUUGCUGAGAAACGUCAUCAAUCGUCAUGACAGUUUGCGCGAUCUCUAUCCUUAUUCUGAGGAUUUCGCGCAUGUUCUGAAUAUCCAAGAAUUCAAGGGUGCUCUCGAGAACAUCGGACAUGAACAAUGGUUUCCGAUUGUCAGACUCGUCGUGAAUACCAGACCGGCAGAAACUGUCUUUGCAGCCUUCGAAUUGCUGAUCGAUCUUCCUCGAGUCGCAUUGCGCGUCUUCAACAAUCAAAACGAGCACGAAGUAACGCGUAUCGUGAAUCACGUGGCUCCAGCUCGCUAUAAAUAUCUGUCGGACGGUUACACGGUAUUUGCUUAUGGUUGGAACGAAAAACACCGUAUCAGAGAAUUAGAUUGGGCGAUUCGCAUAAUCACCAUGAAGGGAGAACCAAUUCUUUAUCAACCUGGUGAAAAGCAAAUCAAACCUCCUAAGCUCACAGUCGAUGAAUUAGUCGGUACUUACGUUCCGAACAUCAGAAAUUGCAUCUCGCGAUGGGUUCUGCGAGCGACUUCGGGAACCAUCAUCUCGAUAAGGUUUACAACUUCCUACAAUUUGGCGAAAGUCAGAAUGAAAAUUACCGAUGAAGGAAAUAACAUUUUGGCUGAUGUAAGAGGCGGUUCUAAAGUUUUCCUACCUUUAAUUAUCUUAAAAUGCUCACUCAAGAAUGAAAAUUACAAAAUUAAGAAGGGAAACCAAGAAUUAAAUGAAAAGUUUACAAAUGCAGUGGAAGAGAAAAAUUUCUAUUACAUAGAUGCUUUCGUUCUUGACAACAGUUGGCCUCUUACAGAUGUUGAAUGGGCUGUCGCGAAUCAAGCGAAGAUAAAAAAUGCAGAAAACUUCAAAACGAAGAUACAAUCUGAGAUUAAAGUAUCAAAGUCAAAUUCAUCGACGACGAGAAAAGAUUUGAAACAAUCGAACAAUAAUCAACCUCUAGAACCGCCAUAUUGGAUUCUUCAGGUUGUUCCUGACGUUCAGGAUGCUGUAGAAGUUUAUCAAGAUAAGAAAAGGGAGCGAGAAAUAACGCUAUUAAAAGAAUCCUGGUGGUCAAAAGAUCCAGGUAGGUUCAACCGCGGAAAAGAACUCCGGGAGGCCUUUCUGAACGCGCACGCCUUAAAAUCUGAACCGGAACCGUCUUCAAAUCAAAAUGUAGAACAAUCGAAAGUAGAAGACGAAGAUAUAGCAUUCUGUCUGUCACAUACGAGACAACGUAGGACUUUGAAACCACCAGGAUUUCAUCGUCUGCCUGCUUUAAACCUGAUAAAGUACGCGAGAAGAGAUGAAGUCGCAAGACCUUAUCAUAAAAAGAAGAACUAUCACGAAAAAAUGCAAAAUAUGAAAAUCGAUAGUCAAAGAAAUUAUUCUAAUUAUUUGGAAAACUUGGCCGAGUUGAUAAACAAACAACUGCGAAGAUACGAAAAGUUCUUUAGGAAGAAGGAGGAAAAUUUCUGGGAGAGAAGAAGUCUGAUAGAUGCUGUUUACGAGUCGAGGAAGAGGUACAUUGAAAGUCUGGUAUCCGAAAGAGCGAGGACCAAAGAGAAAGGGAAAAAGAAUUGA
Molecule: messenger RNA, 2514 nt
Organism: Camponotus floridanus (Florida carpenter ant)
Lineage: Eukaryota; Metazoa; Arthropoda; Insecta; Hymenoptera; Formicidae
Product: androglobin
Exons: 3
Coding region: 1-2514 (837 amino acids)
Source: RefSeq, a predicted model, not a curated record